ACACUCACACACACAGAAGCACGCACACUCGAGCGUGCACUCGGUCCAUGCGCCACGCACUCACACACACACACACACUCGCUCCUUCUCUGACAAGGAAAAGAUUAUUAUUUUUAAUUUUUUUUAUAUUCUAUUCCGCGGACGCCGUCCAUCGUAGCGGGCCGUUAUGGCAGCCACGCUGUUAACGGGACACGAGGACUUUGUGCCGCUGAUGAAAGGCUUUCAGGAGGAGUCCGUUCUGUUCACCGACACCGACAGGGGACUGGCUAACGAUUACGCGCAGGCGAAGCUUGAGAUGGACAAAUACCUGACACCUCAGCUGCAGGAUUCCCCCGCAGUCAAGAAGCAGUGCCAGGAUAGCCCCUCUGUGGAGUUUUUCUGCGAUGAUCAGGGCUCCCCUUACAGCAUCAACAUGAACGUGUACCUACCUGACAUCGCAUACCUGCGUGGCAGCCUGUGUCGCCAGCAACGCCACUCUGUCCCCAGCCAGGUGAAAAGCAAACCUGUGUGCACAACCUUCUCUCCGGCCCCAGACUGUUCGGUCCCUCCGUCUCUCCCCGAUUUCACUACCAUCUUUAGCUCGCCUUCGGCGCCAUGCGCUAACAUGGGUGCGGGCGACACGUCCAGUGGCAUCUAUAUCAAGCAGGAAAUGCCGUCUUUUGAGCUUCCCCAGGAUGGCCAUCUGUUUCAGCUGCUCAACUCUGAGCUCGACGUUCCCAUUCAGGCCGUUUCGGAGUCUCACACCCAUGCCAUGUCGUCAGAGGUGCCAUCUUUCCAUGACCUGCAUUUAGCAGCCACACAGACUGCCAACAAGCCAUACUGCACCAUGCCCACGCCCUCGUACCCGCUCGGCCCCUCAGGUCACUUCGCUCAGGGCCACACGCAGGUCAAAGCGUCCUACCUUCCUCCCUCGCCGCCGACCUCCGAGCCGGGCAGCCCAGACCGACAGAAAGAGCUGCUGCACAACCUGACACCGCCGCCAUCUUAUGCCGCCACCAUCGCAUCCAAAAUGGCAGGCCACAUGCCCGUUCAUCAAGCAUCCACAUCCGCACGGCCGCCCGUGACCCCUGGCGCCGGGGUCAUGCCUGUCCGGUACAACCGCAGGACAAAUCCUGACCUCGAGAAGAGGCGGAUACACCACUGUGACUUCCCAGGCUGCAAGAAGGUUUACACCAAAUCCUCACAUCUGAAAGCUCAUCUGAGGACACACACUGGCGAGAAGCCAUACAGGUGCACAUGGGAAGGGUGUGACUGGAGAUUCGCUCGUUCUGACGAGCUCACGCGCCACUUCCGCAAACACACGGGCGCAAAGCCCUUCCAGUGUGCAGUGUGCAGCCGCAGCUUCUCCCGCUCCGACCACCUCGCUCUGCACAUGAAGAGGCACCAGAACUGAGCACUGCACGCUGAACACCGCUAACACACACACACACACACAUUUAUAGAGGGAAUUACUGUACUCACUCACUCAUUCACACACACAUUCACACACACACACUAACACACACACACGCACAUAUAUUCACACACAUAUUUAUAGAUACAUACUCAUACACACAUGUACACAUACACGCACACACACACACACACACACACACACACACACACACACACACAAUGACAAUCAGAUUUAAUCGCUACACCCACACAUACUGCUGUGUUCAUCAGAAAAGACACUAGAAAAACAUACACACACACAUACACACACACACACACGUACUAGGACGAGCCUUCAGUAUGAAGGUGAACCUUUUUCCUCUCUCGUGUUUGAACAAGCUCUGAGCUCCUGACUUUACUGAUACAACAUGGCCUUCAUUACAUGUCUUUUUACUUUCUUUCUGUUUUUAAACCAGCCUGAACACACACACACACACACACACACACUCACACUCACACAGACACACUCACACACACACACUCACACACACACACUCACACACACACACACUCACACACACACACACACACAUGCACUCUUAGCUCCGAUCCUGUUGCUUUGAAGCUGUACGUAAACCUGGAUCUCUGGAUGUGUGAAACUCCAACAGGCUGCUUUUACUUACCUGUUUAACUUCAACAACACGUUCAACAGCUGUAACUUUUAUAAAGCAAAAAGAAACAGCUGCAUUCACUUGCUGGCACUCAUUCAGUAAUGAUCUCUCUCUCUCUCUCUCUCUCUCUCUCUCUCUCUCUCUCUCUCUCUCUCUCUCUCUCUCUGUCUGCCUCUCUCUCUCUCUCUCUCUCUCUCUCUCUCUCUCUCUCUCUCUCUCUCUCUCUCUCUCUCUCUCUCUCUCUCUCUCUCUCUCUCUCUCUCUCUCUCUCUCUCUCUCUCUCUCUCUCUCUCUCUGUCUGCCUCUCUCUCGCUCUG
This is a messenger RNA of Tachysurus vachellii, 2362 nucleotides long. RefSeq names its product Kruppel like factor 5a (gene klf5a). Bases 167 to 1393 code for a protein of 408 amino acids. NCBI's taxonomy places the organism in Eukaryota, Metazoa, Chordata, Actinopteri, Siluriformes, Bagridae. The transcript has 4 exons. The record is from RefSeq and is a predicted model, not a curated record. Gene Ontology annotation, molecular function: DNA-binding transcription factor activity, RNA polymerase II-specific; RNA polymerase II cis-regulatory region sequence-specific DNA binding. Gene Ontology annotation, biological process: regulation of transcription by RNA polymerase II.